Oldenlandia corymbosa var. corymbosa is the source of this 2498-nucleotide messenger RNA. NCBI's taxonomy places the organism in Eukaryota, Viridiplantae, Streptophyta, Magnoliopsida, Gentianales, Rubiaceae. The record is from the annotation of a GenBank genome assembly.
AUUGAAAGUAUCAUGUUGAAAAAUAAUGGGUUUCCAAAAGAAGUGUCGACUGAAUACAAAUAUUACGGACAAAACAUACGACCGAUUUUCUCUUAUGUCAUCAUCCUCCGACCCUUCACAGAAGCUCAACGUCCGCCGUUCCGGCGUCACAAUCUGAGAGGCAUUUUUUUUUGCCUUUUCUUCUGUGUCAAUUUCAAAUCUGACCUGAUUGAAACCCAUCAAUGACGGACUAUUUUCCCGAGGAACUGUUGAUUGAAAUUCUCUCGAGGGUUCCUGCCAAAUCCCUGGUUCGUUUUCUCUUAGUUUCGAAAUCAUGGUAUUCGUUGAUUAGAAGCCCUAGUUUUAUUACUACCCAGCUCAAGAACGUCCGUCUAGGUGAAAUCCCAGGUAGUUCUUCUCUUUUGCUCUUGAGACGCUUCAAUAUUUUAGGAAAGAUAGAGCAGUUUAUUAUAUAUCCGGAUGAUAAUGAUGAAUCGGAGGCUGUUGGUAGGGAAGUCGAUGACAUGGAUAUGGAUUCUGCUACCAAAUCUACCGACGUUGAAUUCCCUUUGAAAUCAAUUGUUGGGUAUCAUAGACUUGUUGGUACUUGUGAUGGGUUAGUUUGCUUAGCUGAUGAUUUUUUCUCCAGAGCAAGGGCCGUCUAUUUAUGGAACCCUACCGUUCGGAAUUGUUUAGAAUUACCAUCCCCAACCAUUGAUCCUUCAUUUCCUCAUUCGUGGGUGUUAGGAUUUGGAGUUGAUAUUCUUGGUGAUUAUAAAGUGGUGAGGAUUGUGUACGGUAGAGAGGACUUGGAUCCUGAUUUGGAUUAUAGUUUACCUCCUUGGGUGGAAAUCUUUAGUCUUAAUACAGGGUUUUGGAGGAGGAUAGAGAAUGUUUCAAUCAAUUCUUAUGUUACUGAUUUUAAGUGGUCGCAAGCGUUUCUGAAUGGUGCAUUGCAUUGGAUUUCUUAUUGUCGCCUUAGCAAUACUGAUGGGGUUCCAGUCAGUAGUUUGAUUUUAAGAUUUCAUAUGGAUGAUGAAUCAUUCAAUGAGAUCAAUCUACCGCAUGAACUGACUUGUAUGCCUCCCUUAGAUUUAGCUGUUAGUGUUUACGAGGGUCUUCUUUCAGUGAUUGCCUAUCACAGCGCAGAGAAUCGCAGUAAUUGUUCCCUUUGGGUCAUGAGAAGAUAUGGAGUUUCAGAGUCGUGGACCAGGCUGUUUACGGUUCAAUUAGGGGAAGGCAUAGAAAAAGUUGUGAGGUUUAGGAAGAACAGUAGUGUUCUUGCGGUGAGGAGAGACGAGCUGGUUAUCUUUGAUCCCAAGACUAGUGAGAUCCAAGAGCUUGGAAUGUGUGGGGCCAAGAGGUCAUUUUGUAUUAAUAAUUUUGAAGAGACACUAAUUUUGCUGGGAAGGCAAAAUGUAGCUGUUGAGGAAGAACGAUGGAGAUGGGGGGAAUGAUUGGGAAGAAAGUAACAGAAGUGAGGGUGACAUCUGUGGACAGGGAAGUCUUCUACCUAGAUGAGGACACUUCAUUCCCCCCUGAAGAAGGGAUUGUGGAUAUUGAGGAUUUAAUAAAUUUGGGUUGACAAGAUGUGGAUGUAGGAUGGAAAAAAUUGUGGUUGUGGAACAGAACCUGUAUACCAAAGGUCAAAAGUCAUAGUUGGCUUAUCAGUAUCCUCUCAUGAAGACUAAACAGUACUUUAUUCAUCCUUCCGACUUAUGUUUCUUUUCAGUUUGAUAUAGCUAGAUGUAAAACCAAUGCUAGCUCACCGCUUUGCUUAUAGAUACCUCGUGUUGGGGACACAAAUGCCCUGAGAAAUGUAAUCUUAAAUCACCCUAAUAUUGUUAUAUUGUCUACUUCAAGUGAUUAAUGUAGCAUUAAGCUUAAUUUUUCUUGCCUAUCGCUCUUUACUAUACCAUUCGUAGUGUUUUUGUAACUUUUUCGCAUUCUACCAUAUUACUCCCUCAAAAUUAUUUUCAGUUUGAAUUUUCAUUUUUAGUACAAUUUGAACUAAAAUUAAAAUUCGAAGUAAAAAACCGGGACAGGAGUACUCUCUUAUGGUCAUACCUCAUGAUUAUAUUUGUUGUUGCAGGAUUAUUGAGGGUACGACUGAACUUUCAUGAGUCUGAGAGAGCAACUCGGAAAGCAACCCUAAACCCUAAACCUUGACUGAACUUUCAUGAGUUUGAGUGAGCAACUGCUCGGAAUCAACCACAGCUGAUGAUUUUUUUGUGUCCUUUAUGGUGAGUAUGUAAAAUGCACUACGUCAAUUUUGGAGUUCAAGUUUGUUGAAUAUGAUAACUUGGAGUUUAAAUUUGUAACAGUACUUUGCAAUCUUUCCUUCCCGUCUCUUAAUGAGCUGGUAUUCAUUAGUGUACUGUAAUAAGUGGGAAUUUAUUUGCUUGCCCAUGUGAUGCGGGCUGAAGCAUGAAAAGAAGAAACACUAUUUUGAUUCAUGAUCACCAUAAAAAAAGAAGGCAAUGGUUUUUAGACAAAAACUAAUAAAAAUCAUAACACAG